GGUCGGUAGUGUGUGAUACGAUUAACGAUAAGUGAUGUGACAGUCGGUGAAUAAGUACAGUUUCGAGAACAGUAAUCUUUGACAUUCCGGGCGUUUGGUCGUUGAGUCAUUAGUUUAUAUAUCGUCUUGAUUUAUUAUAUUUUACAAUACAUUUUAACGAUUUCAAUUCAGUUCUGGUCAACCUGCUACAAAUAUAGUAAAUACUACCUUGGUUGAAAUUAGGUUGAUACUUUGGGCAGUUAUACUCACAGUUAAGUUUUAGAGGAUAGCGGUGUUUUAAACAAAUUUGUUCUUAUAAAUUAAAUUUGUUUCUCUGCGCAACGACAGUAUAGGCACUCCAGCUACAGUCUUAAGUAUUCUUGAGAGAUAUGGCUGCUGUGGAAGUUGAAAGACCAAGGACCGAGAACAACAUCAGGACAUUGCCUCUGUCCGGCCACGUGGGGUUUGACAACUUGCCAGAUCAGCUAGUCAACAAGAGCGUACAGAAUGGCUUCAUAUUCAACAUCCUCUGUAUUGGUGAGACAGGUCUGGGUAAGUCCACGCUGAUGGACUCUUUGUUCAACACCAACUUUGAUGCCACCCCUAGCCCACACACUCUGCCUAAUGUCAAGCUGAAGGCCCACACCUAUGAACUGCAGGAGAGCAACGUUCGACUCAAGCUUACAAUCGUGGACACAGUAGGCUACGGAGAUCAGAUCAACAAACAGGACAGUUUCAAGUCUGUAGUAGAGUAUAUAGACACCCAGUUCGAGGCUUAUCUGCAGGAGGAACUCAAGAUCAAACGUUCACUCAACACUUACCACGACACUCGAAUCCACGUCUGUCUCUACUUCAUCUGCCCUACAGGACACGGGCUUAAAUCAAUUGAUUUGGUUUGUAUGAAGAAGUUGGACACCAAAGUGAACAUCAUUCCCAUCAUAGCAAAGGCAGACACCAUUUCCAAAACUGAACUGUCUAAAUUCAAGUCAAAAAUAAUCUCCGAGUUGAACGCCAAUGGAGUGGAGAUCUACCAAUUCCCCACAGACGAUGAGUCGGUCUCAGAAGCCAACAGCACCAUGAACUCUCAUGCCCCAUUCGCUGUUGUUGGCAGCACUGAUUUUGUGCGAGUCAGCAACAAGAUGGUGCGAGCCCGACAAUACCCUUGGGGCACAGUUCAAGUGGAGAAUGAAUCUCAUUGUGAUUUUGUAAAGCUGCGAGAGAUGUUGAUCCGUACCAACAUGGAAGACAUGAGGGAGAAAACCCACAUCAAGCAUUACGAGCUCUACAGAAAGAAGAGGCUGGAGCAGAUGGGUUUCACUGAUGUGGAUGCAGAGAAUAAACCAAUUAGCUUCCAGCAAACAUUUGAAGCUAAGCGAAACAAUCACAAGCAAGAGCUUCAGCAAAAGGAAGACGAAAUGCGACAAAUGUUCGUUAUUAGGGUGAAGGAAAAAGAAGCAGAGCUGAAAGAAGCAGAAAAAGAGCUCCAUGCCAAGUUUGAUCGGCUGAAGAAGGAACACGCAGAGGACAAGAAGAAAUACGAAGAAGGCCGGUCCAAGCUGGAGGACACAAUUGUGGAAUUCAACCGCCGCAAAUCGCAGAUCGCCCAACUUGGCAGCAGCCACCACACGCUCACACUGGGCAAGAGCAAGAAGAAGUGAGCUUCCUCGAGCCACCGCUAGCGAGGACAGCAGACUUGAUGUGGCAUACGACAUUCCCGGGCUCAUGUAACGUCCAAGUAAGAAAGCAAAACUUGACUUUGACACUCUAAAUUUUGUUCUUGAAAAAAAUAAUGUUAUGAAUUUUUGGUUUAAAAAUUAUUUUAACCUCUCAAGCAAGGAUCAUAAAGAGACUCUAGGUUUAUAAGAUUUUUAAGUAGAGCUUCUCUAACUAGCACACAAUCCGAAUUACCCAGUGAAAAAUGUAACUGACGGUUGGUUUGAUUGUCUCCUCUAUUUCAAGACUGUCCCAGUAAAGAAAUCCUUGAUCUUUUCCUCCAUGACUGCCACUUGGUGUGUUCAUCUAUUUUCAUUUCACUGAAUUCCAUCUUCUAUUAGCAUAUCCAUUCAAAGCAUAUUAGUAGCAUUAAAACAAUAGUUUAAUUUUAGGUAAGGACAAAAUAUUUCCAUGUACAUGCAUUUUCGUGUAGGCUUAGAUCCAAUGUGAUUUAAGAGUUAUUAAGAUUUUUUACAACCCGUAGCUGCUACUCAAUGUCCUGUUGCCAUCGUAGAGCGUAUCUUUCUGGUCUAUAAUAUUGUGUUUAUUCCAAUGUAGGAUGAAAAAGGUGGGAUGAAUAUAUAGGAUUAUUAUUAUUAUGGUUUAGUUGUGUAAGUUAUAUUUAUUUAUUACACACAUUAUUGUGCACAAUAUUGUAAUUAUUUUAAAAGAGGUACUAUAUUUCAUUUUGUUUAAGCACUGUAAUAGACACUAGUAAGCUAUUGUUACUCAUUUAAUUGCAUAAUCAAGUCAGAAGUACUAGUAAAAUGUCAUAUGCUAUGCAAAAUGUAUAAUUUAAUACAAACACUUAUUUGUAGCAUGCUUAUCAUUAUAGUAAGUAAUGUAACAAGAAAAAUGUGAAAUCUCUCUCUCUCUCUUUCUCUCUCUUCUAGAAUAAAUUGAAAUCAUAUUUUGGUAUUUGUUAAUUCACAGAAGAACUGUAUGUCUUGAUUGUGAAUUACAAAAUGAGUAAAGUACCACUUUCCAUAUAUUGAUUAAUUUAGGUAUGAUUGCAAAUAAUCUCAAAUCCAUCUGAAGCAUUUUAAAUCAAAUUAUAUAUUUCUGUUAUUUGAUAAUUUUUAUCAUUUUAAAAUAUACUUUAUUUAAGUAACAAGUGGUAUCUGUAAGACAUUACUAGGUCAUUCUAUAUUUCAUGAUCGCUGUCUAGGAGUUUCACUUUACCAGAAACUCUUAAACUGUCUUCCAAGCAAUAAUUUUUUUACAUUUCACGUACAAUAAUUUUGGUAAAUAUCCUCCCACCUUUGCUCAUGCAAAUUUUUAUAAAUUAGUAUUAUCCUAUUAAAUUAUUAAUUUAUAUAUUUCUAAGAGUAUUUAUUUGUUUUUACCUGUAAGACAGUUUGUAAUAAAUUAUAUUUAUCAAUUGA
Messenger RNA from Homalodisca vitripennis (glassy-winged sharpshooter), 3077 nucleotides. It is a transcript of the gene Septin2, whose product is annotated as septin-2. Bases 369 to 1637 code for a protein of 422 amino acids. Gene Ontology annotation, biological process: cytoskeleton-dependent cytokinesis. Gene Ontology annotation, molecular function: GTP binding; GTPase activity; molecular adaptor activity. The record is from RefSeq and is a predicted model, not a curated record. Gene Ontology annotation, cellular component: septin ring; cell division site; septin complex. The transcript is spliced from 9 exons. Lineage: Eukaryota; Metazoa; Arthropoda; Insecta; Hemiptera; Cicadellidae.